GGCACAAACGUAUUUAAACGCCGAUUAUUAAGUCACGACUCACCACAUUACAGUCCACAGACUCAAAAGGCUAGCUAGUUGCACAAAUCCAAGGUUGAUGUCGAGGUCUUUUCUAGAGGACAAACAACUAGCCCACGAGGAAUUAUCCGCGCAAAGGACGCUGCGAAAAGUUCGGCCUGGAAAACUAGAACAGUUCUCAGUCGAUUUAUGUCUGAUCGCUCAUGGCAUCCGAUCCGCUUGCUUAGUGGACACGUUCGCUGUACAGGAUUCCAUUAACCUGUUUUCCCGUGUGCUUGCUGGCCUGCGGUCGAAGGUACGCUUUGAUCAGGAAUACACCGCAACACAAUUCAUCGAACAACGGAUGAACCAGAGUACAAUUUUUGCUGACAUCGUCCAUUGGUACGAUCCUUCGUCACUUCAGUCAUUCAUCGUAAAUUCUCGCGUCCUGCGAGUCUUCGCUGAAACACUGCUGGAGGAUGGCAAUGCCGUGGUCACAUACGUUCUCCUCGGUGCGUUCCCUACACUGCUGGCUAGCACGCCAAAGACAGUGCUGGACGUUGUAUGCGCCAUGAAUGCAGACAUGCUAGAAUAUCAAGCCAAGAUCUCAUUUUCCUUCGUUGAUGGUUUGACGCAAGAGAUUCUUGUCCCUCUGGCUGCGACUUUGAUCGGUUACCCAGUCGCAUAUAUCCCCAUCUCGGCGGAUCAGACCUCAUUCCUGAGUGGACAACCCUUGGACGUUUAUGAAGCAAACGUUGUCCCCGAAACAUCACGUACAUCUUCGUUUCAAAGCUCCAAUCAGUCACAUACUCUACUUAAGUUCUCCUGUCCCUGUUCACUUGCGGAGACGAACCGUGAGCUAUCUCCGGCACGCGUUACAAAACGCCUCCAAUCACAGUUCCAAGAAAACCUUUCUUCCAUAGGGUCAUCGCUCUUUGUUCAUCAUCACGUAGAGAUUGUGGACCGUGUUGCACUUUAAAUUUGAAUGAUCAUGCAAAAUAUGUGUAAUACAUAUUAAUCGACAUCAAUAUUGACAAUCUUGAUGUCCUCAAACGGCUUGUCCAUCUUAUUCGUCUUCACAUUUUCCAUAUUAUGAAUGACCUCUAAUCCAGAGAAAACGCGUCCGAAGAUCG
Molecule: messenger RNA, 1130 nt
Organism: Suillus clintonianus
Lineage: Eukaryota; Fungi; Basidiomycota; Agaricomycetes; Boletales; Suillaceae
Exons: 3
Coding region: 98-976 (292 amino acids)
Source: RefSeq, a predicted model, not a curated record